Messenger RNA from Chelonia mydas (Green sea turtle), 2869 nucleotides. RefSeq names its product C-X-C chemokine receptor type 2. Gene Ontology annotation, molecular function: C-X-C chemokine receptor activity. Gene Ontology annotation, biological process: G protein-coupled receptor signaling pathway; immune response; neutrophil chemotaxis. The coding region runs from base 654 to 1724 and encodes 356 amino acids. The transcript has 3 exons. Lineage: Eukaryota; Metazoa; Chordata; Testudines; Cheloniidae. Gene Ontology annotation, cellular component: membrane. The record is from RefSeq and is a predicted model, not a curated record.
AGUGGAAGAGACCAUGAGAGGUCGUCUAGUCCAGUCCCCUGCACUCAUGGAAGGACUAGGUAUUAUCUAGACCAUCCCUGACAGGGGUGUGUCUAACUGCUCUUAACAAUCUCCAGUGACAGAGAUUCGACAACCUCCUUGGACAAUUAGUCCUGUGCUUAACCACCCUGACAGUUAGGAAGUUUUCCCUAAUGUCCAACCUAACCCUCCCUGGCUGCAAUUUACACCCAUUGUGUAAAUUAAAUUUUACAUGGUAAACCCCAAUGAGCCUUUGUAACAGUUCUAACUUUUCCUUAAAGAGGAAAAGAGGUUAUAUGUGUUUAGGGGACUUCUUUUACUGGCCCCACUGCCUGGAAGAAAGGACUCUGGGGUUUUUUAUCUUUACCUCAGUGUAUGUGUAAGACCAACUGCAACGAGAACACGGCUUGCUUUGAGGAGCUUUCUUUAAAGAUUCCCUUUUCUAGCAGCCUUUUUGAGCUGGGACAACCAGACCUGUGCGCAGUAUUCAGGGUGCGAUCCAGCGUUCACGGUGUAACGCAUUCCGGGUGCGCACACCUUGACUACAGCUGGAAACUGCUUAUACCGCCUCACUCGCUGUUGUUUCGGAGGCCCAGCUCCUCAGAGAGAGUCAGGCCCAGAGCGAUUCUUCCAGCAUGGGUGACUUGAUAUUCGACGGCGAUUUCUCUGACCUCUUCAAAGGCUACAAUUACACCGACUACAACACCGUCAACCCCAGCGCCGCAGCUGCCCCGUGCAAGCCCGACAACCUGAACAUCAACAAGUACGUGGUGGCGGUGGUCUACUGCCUGGUGUUCCUGCUCAGCCUGGUGGGUAACUCCCUGGUGGUGCUGGUCAUCAGCUACAACCGGCAGAACCGCUCGGUGACCGACGUGUAUCUCCUGAACCUGGCCAUCGCAGACCUCCUCUUCGCCUUCACCUUGCCUCUCUGGGCCGUCUACCGAGCCCACGAGUGGAUCUUCGGCACCUUCAUGUGCAAAGCCAUCUCGGUCCUGCAGGAGGUCAACUUCUACAGCGGGAUCCUCUUGCUGGCCUGCAUUAGCGUCGACCGGUUCCUCGCCAUUGUCUACGCCACCCGGGCAGCCACCGAGAAGAGGCACUGGGUUAAAUUUGUCUGUUUGGGCAUAUGGGUUUUCUCCAUCCUGCUCUCCCUGCCCAUCCUCCUCUUCCGCGAGGCCUUCUGGCCGCCGCACAACGGCAUGGUCUGCUAUGAGCGGAUUGGGGAGGAGAACACAGCCAAGUGGCGGGUGGUGUUGCGGAUCUUACCCCAGACCUUUGGUUUCAUCCUCCCCUUGCUGAUCAUGCUUUUCUGCUAUGGCAUCACGGUGAAGACCCUCUUCCAGACCAAGAACAGCCAGAAGCAGAAGGCCAUGAAGGUCAUCUUGGCCGUGGUGCUGGUCUUCUUGGUCUGCUGGCUGCCCUACAACAUCACGCUGGUGGUAGACACCAUGAUGAGGACCCGUGCCAUCGCUGAGACCUGCCACCGGAGGAACCAGAUCGAUGCGGCCCUGUCUGUCACCCAGAUUCUGGGCUUCACGCACAGCUGCAUCAACCCGCUCAUCUAUGCCUUCAUCGGGCAGAAGUUCCGAAACAGCUUCCUUAAGAUCCUGGUCUACCACGGCCUCAUCAGCAAAGAGUUUGUCUCCCGCUAUGGACGGGGGUCCUCCUUUGCUUCCACCUCCGGCAACACCUCCACCACCCUGUGAUGGCCACGCGACUCCUCCACUCACCGGGGAUAGCAUCCCACCACAGCUAGUGCCAAUGGCCGGCCUCAGCUUCUCAGGGUGAUCGGGACCAUGCAGAUUCUUUUAGCACUAUAGCCUCAGUUUACCAAGCCAACCAACACCGUCCAGACUCUUUUACCCAGCAUAGAUCAUUAUGCAGAUUACAAUUAUGCAGAACACAGCAGCAAAAAGCAGGCAUCUCUUCUCGGGAUAAUGCUAUGAAGUUCCUUCAACCCCUCCCCGCAGGAUAAUCCGAUUGUUCGCUGCCUGUCUCAUCUGGGUCACGCCCAUUAAAAAAUAAAUAACAACUCUAGACAAUCCAAGGCUGCAUUUCUGUACGCGGCAUCCCGAGCUCCCAGUCCCCUCGCACAGUGGAGUUUAGGAAUGACAUUAGAAAAACUUCCCUUCCCCCAAAGGCGUGAGGAACGGAGAGUCAGAGUGCGGGGUGGAGGUAGCUGUCAACAGUAGUGGUAUAAACUAAGCCUGGAGACAUACUGUGCGAGCAGGAAUAUUGUCCUUAACUCUGCCCCUGCAGCUCCAUCAGCCUUUUACGUGCAUUUUGCAUAUUUCCCACGGAGAACUGAGUAUGGUUCCAUAUUUUUUUAGAUGCAGAAUUGAAAAAUGUAAUUUGCCAAACCGUGCCUGCAAACUGUGGUCACUGGAUUUGUGAUCGUUCGGUCAGACGCUAAGAGAUGCGGUUUCAACGUGAAGGAGAGCGCUUCGUGACCUCGUGGAACAGGAAGGGUUAGGGGGUGUUUGAACAUUAGCUUUACAUCCGUUGAUUGUAUCAUGAACAUGGAAUCGUUUUGCUGAGUAGCCAAGGAUUGCUAGUUGGAUGGGCUUAGAUAGCUAUGCUGAUGUGUUACCAUGAUAGGCACUGUAGUGAAACCGUAGCUAGCUAGAUGAUAAGAUGUUUGGAUGAAUGCAUGAUAUUUGAAUUGUCAAAGUGUCUUUACAUUUGUGUACAGUUAUGACCUUUGGAUAAAUUAGAGCAAGGCAGGAAAGUUGUGACAAAGUUCCAUGCAGAUUCAAUAAGGUUUACUUUCAGUUUUAGUGGUGAACAUCUGGGGCUGGCAUCAGUGUUUUUCACUUCUAAAAAUAUAGAUAAUAAACUCUUGACUUCUACA